ACUACUCGUUAGCGCAAGGGUACGUUACGGUACGGGUCUAUAUUAGACAGCUAGCGUGCAGGCUCUGCUACGGGGCACAACGACGCGGCCCGUCGAAGAUCGAAGAUGGCGCACGAGAACAGUCCUCUCGUCAAUUCCGAUGUGCCCCAGGAGUUGCAGGACAUCAAGCUUGUUGUACAGAGUGGCAACGAGACCAUCCAGAUCCUUGUCAAAGGGCACGUGAUUAUUGGAAGCAGCCCUCAAAACAGCGGCGGCGGCGGCGACGCGGCAGGACAAGGCACGGCCACGGUCGGGCAGCAGCAGGCCGACGACGAUCCCCUGCAGGACAUGCGCGGGUGGCUGAUGGCAGCGGCCACCCUCUUCCUCGGCAUGGCGUACCAGGCGGCGACCAAGCCGCCGCCCUGGAUGCCCAGCGCCAAGGACGCCUUCGACGUGCAGUGGCCUUCUUCGGCAAGGACGGCGGCGGCCCAGCAGCUGGUUCCUCCGUCACCAAGAAACUAGCUCUGAGGGCGCUGGCGCACCUGGUGCUCAACACGAUGGCUUCCGCGAUAUCACUGGAG
Messenger RNA from Panicum virgatum (switchgrass), 560 nucleotides. RefSeq lists its product as uncharacterized. Lineage: Eukaryota; Viridiplantae; Streptophyta; Magnoliopsida; Poales; Poaceae. Bases 106 to 501 code for a protein of 131 amino acids. The record is from RefSeq and is a predicted model, not a curated record. The transcript is spliced from 2 exons.